AAAUAAUAUAAAAGUUUCGUCACAGAGUGAAUGUCUGCCUAGUAAUAAUACUUCGGUUUUAAAGCGGAAAUAACCAUCAAAUUUUGAACAUUUUUGUGGAUUGUAUAUCGGUAAUAUCUAUAUUAUUAGAAUCUAGUAGAAAAUUGAGAAAAUUCAGCUUCUAUCUAAUAAUUUUAGAUAAAUUUAUUAGCUAGUUCAUAGCAAACAUGUGUCUCGUUUAGGCUUCGGACGUGUUCGGUAGAGCUCGUUAUCGUUGAUAGAAUACGUGCUUUUGGUGAAACGUGAAACAUCAGCGACGCAUAUAACAUAGGUGGCGUUGUGUGACAAACAAUCGGGGUAAGGUAAGAAACCCUUCAUUUAUUUUUAUGGCUGUCUACGAAUAGUUAAAGUAACAGUGAAAUUCGGUUAAUGUUUUGUUUGCGUUUGUUGACGGACGUGUAAAUGUGACAAAACAAUGAAUGGAUGACCAAGUAUCGUUGUGAAAAGUGAACUGUUUUCUGAGGAAAUCACUAACAGGAAUUCCCCAUGACCCUAAGUCUGCUUCAAAAUCGAAAACUAUGUACCCGUUAGAAGCAGAAUAUCCCGGGAAUCGUUAAAAAAAGAACAUUUCGGUUUUUGCUAAAACCAAGACUCAUGUCAUGGCAACUAGGGUUAACAGAAAAAAUGCAACUACGACCUCUCCGAAGGAGGUAGUAUCAUCAGAAAAGUCUUCGGCUAAGAAUGAAGUCGUUAUUGACACACCAAAAAACACAGUUGUAACCAAAUCUAUAGGUAAAAGGCUAGCCAAAAAUAAUCCUAAAAAGAUUAUAAAAAAGCCAACAUUAACGGUUACAUUAAAAGCCAAAGCUAAAAAGUCACUCAAACUUAACCCUCUAGCUAAGGCUGUGCUCCAUACCGCAAACACUUCAGAAAGUAAGAAGAAACUUCUGAAAAACGGUAUCAAAGAAGUCAAAUCUAGAAAAAAGAGAGUAGCAAAACUGGAAAUCAAAAAAGAAAACGAUGACAGUCCACCUGUGCUAGAACCAAUAUUUCCCUUGGAAGAAAAUGUGAAGAAAAAUACAAAAAAACGUGUAGCAAAAAAAAUAAAAGAAGAAUCUACAGAACUGUUAGAUAUUAGUAAAAUAAAAGUAGAAAAUGAAGAAAUUUCAAGUGAUAUAACAGACGACAUACCAACUCUAUCCAGACAAGUAAAAAAACCAAGAGUAAUCAAAAAAUCCAAAUUAGAAACUGAAAGCCUGGAGGAUGUUAUGAACGAUCUCUCCUAUUUGAUUAAAGGGGAUGAUACCAGAACUGAGGUAGAUUCGUUGUCUGAAUCUUCCAAAAGUGAUACAUUCAAACCUAAGAAACUUACGAAGAAGCAAAAGCUGGAGUUAUUGAAUAGAGAUUUGAUAAAAAAAGAUAAACUGGAAAAUACUUUAUCAAAAUUGGAUUCCGCCGAUGAAAAAAUAAUAGACAUGCUAGAUCUGAACGUGAAUAUGGUAAAGAAGAAAUCAUCAAUCGCCAAAAGGCGGCAUAGUAUUGAAAAAUGUCCAAUUAGCUCAGAAGACAAUACAAUUGAUACCUUGAACAUAUUCAAUCCCCUUCCGAGAAGUCCAAGAGCGAAACGGAAAACAAAACAAGAAAAUAGCAGUAGGAAAUCUAGCCCUUAUAGUACAAGAUCUGAUUCUCCAGCUAGGAUACUAAGAAAUGGCAAACAAAGAAAAUUAAAGUUGGGUUUAUUAGAAGGACUAGAUUUGGAGAUUAAAAAGAGGAGGAGGUUUGGCUCUGAUUUGGGUAGUGAACUGUCUGGCUCUAAAUUAUCUGGUAACGAAUCGGACAGCAGCUAUUCUGAUUUAUCUUCGCUUCACGGUACUGAAAGUAACGAAGCUUUAAAAGAGGAUAUUGAUAUUAAACCUAAUAUAAGCACUGCCCCUAAUGGACCAAUAACAAAUGUAGGUUUAAUAGAUACUUUCUCAAAUGUAUAUAAUAACACUGAAAUUACUACGGAGCCUUUGUCGGACAAAAAUCUUUUAUUAGACAUCAUGAAACAAACUUUUAAUGAAGUGGAAUUGAAGAAAACUAAUAAAUUUGAAGUUUGUACUGUCGUUAGUUCCAGAUUUUAUGGCAAACGAAAUACGCAAAGUAAAUCAGAAACUAUCAAAGAUAAUAUAGUAACAGAAACAAAUGAAAAAAUUGCCGAUGAAGCUCCUCCUCUUAUAGAAAAUACCUUAAGUACUGCUGUGCAAGAAAUCGUUAAACACCAACCAGUUAUAUCGAAUAAAAAUUCUGAAACUACUACAGAGACAGUGGAAAACGUAACAGACAAUCAUAACAAUAAAAUUAAAGAAAGUGAUAACUUGGAAACAUUAACAGAUAAUCAAGACGAUGGAGAAAAUGUACAAUGCGAAGAAACAAAAUCUGUGGUAAGUGAAAGUGCACCAAAUACAGCUACUAAAAUUGAAGAGACUAUAUAUACAGAAAACCCAGAAAUAACAGAAAAUGUAGAAAAUUUAGAAUCUACUCAUAUCAAAACCUCAGAAAUUGAAGAUGGUAAUAUCUCAGAAAGUAUAGAAACUACUGCAGCUAUUGAAAAUACAAAUACUAUGGAAAAUAGUGAUAAGACAAACGUCGAGAACAGAUGUGAAGAAGAUAUGGAUAUUUGCGAAGGUAUAACAGAAAACUUGGAGCAAUCUGUUAGCGAUGUCCCUGAACUAUCAGGCUUGGAAAUAUCCACGUAUAAUAAUAUUGAAAUAGCACCAGUGCUUUCAGAAACUCUAACUGAAAAUGAUACAUUAGUUUUAAAUGAGGAAAUGCCUAUUUUAAAGCCUGAAUAUCCUCCAGAAUAUUUGAACGAAGGGGAAAUUCCGGUAAUUCAUGAAGAGCCACUUCAUACUGACCAUAAAGAAACUCUUUCGAUAAAUAAUACUAAUGAGGAUACAGAAGAUCAGGCUUAUUCUGAGCCUGGGAGUGCGUCAAAGGAGCCUCAAAUGGAAAUAGAAACGAUGAAAGUUGAUAAGAACAAUGUGAAUACGAAUUUGACUGAUGAUAAUGCUGUGAUUAAAAAUAAAGAAGAAUGUAAUCUCGCUGUGGGAGAACCUGCAGAAAAUUUGGUCGAGAAGGAAAGUAUUUUAAAGGCUUUGGGUCUACAAAGAUCUCAAGCAACAGAGGAAGAUACGAAGAAAAAGACGAAAGUAAAGCCAUCUGGCUCGAGGGGUGAAAGUUAUACUGGCACCUUAAAGACUGUGAUUAAACUGAAUCGUGAUAAGAAAAAGGGAGGUAGGGGUAUUGUGAAAAGUUCAAGCUUGCAGAAAACUAAAUCAAAAAGCAAUGCUAGUACAGAAGAUGAACAAGCAGUCAUUUCGGAGGAAACAAAUAAAGGAAAUAAAGAAAAAGAGGCAUCUUCCUUGACAUGGAAACAAGGAACUCAUUCUUCGGACACCGCUGGUGCGCACAGAAAAUCACAUUAUUCUAACAGAUCUAACAUGGAUGGUAGCAGUGAACAUACAUCCGACGGCGAAUCAGCAGCUCAAGAUGGAGCCAUAAAAGCUCUGGUGAUCCCGGAAAAAGCCAGUUCAUUUAGUAUACAUCCUGGAAGGUUAUGCAAAGAUGAAUGUUCAUAUUGUUUUGGAAAAUUUGGUCUCUUCGAUACGCCAUGUCAUAUUGCCCAAAUGAAAAGCAUAGACAGACAAGACCGAAUAUUAGAAACUGAAAAACAUUUGACACGAAAUUCUUGUUUAUGUGACGCCUGUUACAGACAUGUUGACCGUAAAUCAAAUACACCUUCAUAUAUGAACAAAUCAUUGAAGCGAAACUCUUUGGUAGCUCCUGGUCCAAGACAGAAUCACUGCCACGUAUUAGGUUGUUCCAAAGAAGCUUCAAAUAUACUUAGAAGAAAAUGGAUUAUAAAAAUGAGGAAGAGUAUCUGUCAAGUAAUAAAUCUCGACUUGGACAACCCAGGCUUGCACUCAAUCCCAAUAUGUGAGGAACAUUAUGCCGCACUGGAACAUCUUAUGAUCUGUGCUAUGUGCAAAAGAAGACUGGCUAGAAACCAUAUUCAUUAUUUAGGUCCUGAGACAACUGAACUGAAUAAUGCCUUAGCUUCAAACGGAAUACCCUUGAAACUAAGUGACAAACCAGUUGUUUGUAAAUUAUGUAAAUGUUUCGCUUCUAUUAUACUGAAAGAUCCUACAGACAGACUAGAAACGAGCGUUAAAUUCUUUGUUGAAUACAAGAAGCGACUUCUUCAUUUUAAUGAUAUAGUGCCGAUGGACGAAUCAGCUGCAGAGGAACCUAUUGCAGUUCCUAGCAGAGCAGAACGGAUAGAAAAUUUGAAAAAAAAGAAAAAACUGUUCAAAAAUCCUGCUGCUAUGGACUUCAAUGACGAUGGUUUAGAUGAGCCGAAAAAUAGAGAGGAAAGAGUUCCUUCCACAGAUACAAACAGUCAACCACAAUCGAGGUCAGAGUCACCUAGUGACGAAUAUAACGGGGUCGAUUAUAAUACUCUAAUUCCCGCAAUUGCGAUGGAAGAGGGAAGCGAUGGAGAAUCGAAAAAAGAUACUAAACAACCUAAUAUAUUUAAGAAAUUAACGGAAAUGCAGAGGGAAGGAGUAGAAAUUGUUAAAAUCGUAAAAACCGACAAACCGCGAUCAAAUGAAGCUGUGAAUAGAAUUGGAAUAAAUCAAGCGCUAUCAGUUCGACAACUGCUUCCUGGUGAAGAAUACAUUUCCCUAAAUGGCAACAUAGAUUUCGCGAAUAUUAAAGAAAAAACACCGGAAGGAUGGGAAAAAUGCACUAGCGUUAUACAGUAUGAUGAAGAAACGAAAAGACUGUGGCAAGAAUUGCAAAAACCUUAUGGAAAUCAAAGCAGCUUCUUGAGGCACCUUAUUUUAUUAGAAAAGUAUUUUAGAAAUGGUGAUCUGGUAUUAUCGCCUAACGCUAGUCAUCAUUCGAUAAAUUAUAGUGAAUCUGUACAUAAUAGAUUAAGAGCAUACGAUAACAUACCCACAAGUGCUGGGAAUAUACAACCGCUGAGUAUGAUUCCCUUUAAUAAAUUAUCAUCAAAUAAGACCGUCACUACCGGCAUCAUGAAUUCAGCAGUGAAUAAUUCUACACCUAUCUAUUCAUCAAUAAAUCUGACAAAUACCACAACUUCCAAACCAAUUGGAAGUACUGCUAUGUCCGUCACCAGUAUUCCUAUCAAUGUGACUAGGAGUGCACCUCUUACGAUAUCUCAACUAAAUAGUCCACCUUUACUUCCCAGCACAGCUAAUUUUCAACCUAUCAGGCCGAAAAUGGGAACGCCUCCAGGUUUAAUUUCGUUACAUCCCGGUACAGUUAGACCGAUAGCUCCAUUAGUAAAAGUGCCUCAACAUCAAAAGAUCAAAUUUCCUAUCACUAAAAAUUGGAGACCAAAUUUGAUUCCAAUCGAUACCACUAAAAAAACUGAAAGAAAGACUGGAUUAGUACAGGUAAUUUCCGGCGGAAAACCGUAUCAUAUAACGCUUGAAGAUUACAAGAAAAUGUGUGCUAUAAAGAGAAGUUUCGAAUUGAAGCAGAAACGCCUACAGGAAGCCCAGAAUCCCAAACCCAUUCUCGUAACGCAUAACUCAGUUCUUAAAUCAAUUAUUCCGAAAAAAGGUUUGGUUAUAUCAAAAACGACUCCGUUCAGUUCCGCUUCUAAAUCAGAGGCGGUCAACCAACCUUCGAUGCCUGAAGGAGUACCGGAAGGAGAAAACAUCCUAGAAAAAUUAGAUAAACAGGUAGAAAAACUUGAAUCCAAAUUGAACGAAAAGACGACUUCCCUCCUGUUGCCUCGGAUACCGAAAUCUUUAACAGUCAUACCACAAACUGUACCUAGGAAAACUUCACGGCCUUCUAGUCCUGUGUUACUCAUCACCAAAAACAACAGUAGCAAGUCAUGAUUGCAUCCAGUGACAAUGUUUUAAAGUGCCUAUUAGAUGUAUAAUGUGAGCUUGUAGGAAUUUGGAAGUACUCCUUGACUAUUAAUUGUUAAUUUAAUGACAUUUGCUGUUACAAUGUCUAUCAGUGAACUUGAUUCAUUUAUACACUCAACGGUUACCAUCAAUAGUGAGGCCAAAGAUACAAAUAUUUGGUAUUUUAAGAAUAUUUUACAUUGAUGUAAAGGAAGUGAGCUCAAAUUGAUGGUGUUGAUCUUUUUUUAUUCUUUUUAUGUCUGUAUAUAGAUUAUAUAAUUUAUCAUUUUAAAAAAUUAAUGUACAUAGUUUGUAAUUAUUGAAAAAUUGAUUGAUUGAAUUAAUCCUUUUUGAUUCUCCAGGAUGGAUAACUGAUUUCCUCGGGGGUACAUUGUCAAUUCUAUAUAUUUUUGACAAGGGAACUUUUUACUUCUUACAUUUACCGGGACCUUAAAGAUUUUUCCAAUACUUUUGAUCUACAUAAAAACAAAUAGUCUUUUUAUUUAUUUUUUUUUUCGCCACUUUUGAUACCUACUGUAUAAUUUUAUACUUUUUACCACUACUUUUGAUUUACUUUGAUAGAUAAGUAAGUUGGAUUUAUAUAAAUCUUACGAUUUAUUUUGUAUUAAGUUUGAUGUGAGGAAAUAAAAAAAUACUACAUAUAUAAAUAUUACAAACGAAUCUGUGGCUUUCUUCCUAAACUCCACAUAUUGUGGAUUCCUUAUAUAAAAAAAUGUGUUUGGAUGAAAUCAAUUAACACUGACCAAUCAGCUCAAUAAAAAUACAAAUAAUACAAUACUAUUUUAAACUCAAAUUACAGAGGCGGUUAAUCAAAACUGAUAAAUUUUCUACAUUCUUGAUUUUUUACAUUACUGAAGUAUAAUAUAUGGUUAAUUAAUCUUUAGCAUAACACUUCACUACAUAAAUCGCUCUAAAUUUAAAUCUUGCGUUAGUUUUGGGAUACUCAAUAUUCAUCUGGUGUCAUAUAAACAUGUCUACAACUCAAAAAGAUAAUAUUUGAUGAUAAGGUUAUAUUGUGUGAAAAUUAUUUUUUAGAAUGCCCUUAACUCAGUCAUCUUGUGUCAUAUAAAUAGGUUCCUAACUUAACAAGAAGAAAACAUUCAGAGUUCAGGUUAUGCAAUUUGAAAAUUUCUUCGAAUUUUCUUACAAAACUAUUUCAGUGCUAUGGGUUUAGCCUGAUACAAAUCUUGAGUGAAAUGAUUUGUUAUAUGCAAUAAAACAACUAACAAUGCAAUGUUGUUACCAAUAUACAAAGAUUAGUUGACGGCGGGCAGUUAAUUGUUUCACAGAAUCAUCCAUCAGAUUUGUUGAAGACAUGUUCCAUCUGGCUCUUUUUUAGUUUUCACCUAAUUGUAUCACACAAGCUAAGAUUAUAAUUUUAUAUCAUAAUUCAAAUAAACAUAAAGUUCCAUUUGAACAUUUGAUCAUUUUAUUUUGUUUAACAAUGUAAUUGAGGCCUUACAAAUGAAUAACUGACCUGCAAUUGAUAUAACAACGGGUUGUGCAGCCAAUGUUAGCUUACAAUUCAUGAAUAUGAAUGUAUAUAAAUAUCUAAAAAUUGUAUAAAUAGAUGAUUGUACAAAUAAUUAAUACCAUGUACUGAAAUAUAUAUUUCCUCAUACACUGUUUAAAUGGCUGCUACUAAGAAAAAUACUUUUUAAGAAGUGAUGAAAUUAUGUUGAUCAAUGAUCAGUACCAAAGAUUAAAAUCUUAUACCAACAUCCAGCAAAUAACAGUAGUGAUAGAAACUCAAACAUACAUUGAUAGACUCAUUAGAAUUUAUUUUUAAUAUCGCCCAUAUUUAAACGUAUUUAAAUGAUACGUCGCUUUAAUUUUCUUCAGUUCAAUCAAAAUUUUAGUUUAUAAUAACAACUAUUGAAUAAUAGUUAUGCUAACUUUAUUUCAACUAGCUUAUUUGAUUUAGAUAAAGUGGGUCAUAUAGGGUGCGAGAACAGGUAGGCAAAUACUGUAAGCUUUGUUUUGCCUAGUUUUUGUAAAUCAAAUCAGUUCAGUAAUUUCUUGGGCGGUUCGUAAUUUCAAAGAGCUCCUGCUACUCCAAAUCGCCCAUAAUUGAGGUAAUGAAUGAAAACUGAAAAAAAUGAUGGUACCGCACCCUGUAUAAAAUGUUUCUUUUGAUAUAGAUAUUUUAACGACCUCAUAUUUUAAUAUGGAGCUAGUGAGUUUAUACACCAAAUUACUGUUGCCGAAAGUGAAAUUUUUUGAUAUUUAAUAUUUUGACAUCGGAAUAAACAAAUGUAACCUAAAAUAUAGUUUUAUGAUCUUUUAUGGAUACUUUCAGAAGCCGUUUGAACAGACCGUGACCAAAUAUCUAUAAUAUUUUUUAUUUUUUUUUUAUUUUUCUACCCCAUUAAUAAUUAAGGUUAUUUAAUAUAUCUGGUACUUCCAGGUUUCAACUACCACUGUUGUCCUUAACAAAUUUCAAAGUAUUUUAAGUUUGAAAUUUCAUUUUAUAUAAUGUUGGUAUGAUAUAAAAAAAUUUAAUUCCUUAAGAAAGAUUUGUUAAAAUAUUGACAGUUGAAUAUUUUUUUAAUACAAAAUAACUAGGAAGCGUGUAAAUAUUUUUGAUUUGUAAAUAUUAGGAUGUACCCUUUAGGCGAGUAUAUUUAUACACGGUGUAAAAAUUCUUUUAAAUGAAAACUCUAAACUACACCCAAAUUAACCAAAUUCAAAGUUAUACUCGUUUCUAUAAAUUCUUUGCUUCUCUGUAGUGCAACCUCAAGACAAUAAUGUACACAAAGUUAUCGUGUCCGAAGACUUCGAAGAUUUUUGUUAAAUGACUUUUUAAUAACUAGAGUUUUCUUUUAGAAGAACUUUAUGCGUUUGUAAUUGCGGAAUGUCUCAAUCAAAGUUGCCGAUAUGAUAUCAGACAAUGAACAAUUGUUUUAAAACGUUGCAAAAUUGAUUCUUUUUUACUAUUUAUUUAUUAUUUUUUUUUAUUUAAUAUAUAUUUAUUUUUAAAUUUACGAAUAUUAUGUUUAUACCAGACACAAUGAGAUUUAUUUAGAAAAUUUUCUUCCAUAUCAAAGUAGACAAAAAUCAUUGAAAUUUAUCUUUCAAGAAACUACCAAUAAAGUAGUAAACAAUUUGACUGGUUUUUCUGAUUGUGACAUUCAGUAUUUCAAAAAAAUAUCACAUAUUAAACUUGUAAUUCAUAAAACGUUAAAGCAAUAUUUUAUUUAGUAAAUACCUAUCAAUAUAUUUUCUCUAAAUAUUCUGACACAGUAAAACCUGGCUAACUAGGACCUGGAUAAGAGAAACCUCUAUUAGUAUUUCAACCAGUUCACACUACUUCUUCAUCAAAUUAACAGGGGUUAAUGGACUUUUCGAACCUGAUUCAAUGAGAUUUGAUUUAUAGGACUUAUUUCGCAUGUCCUCUGGCUUUAACCUACAAUAUGACUCUUUAUGAGUACCUGAAAAAUUUGUGCUUCUGUUGGAUUUUGAUUGUAGAAAGUUAGGUGAUCAAGUGUAUAUGGAAAAUAAAAUACCAAAGUACCUUUUGUGUAGGUUAAAGCAAAUACGGAAUAAUAUAUCAUUACUUGGACCAAUGAUUAAAAAAUUUGCAAAUUAGACCAAUAAUAUUUUUGGUAGUAAUGGAUGGUUAGAGAGUUUCAAUAGAAGAAACGAUACAUCAAUAAAAAAUAUUAGUAGUGAAAACAAUUCUAUGGACAACGAAUGUAAUGAGUGUCUACUGGAUAGUACUCUUAUAUUGAAAGGCCUACUUGUAUGUGCGAAUAUGUCUGAAAUUGAAAAAUUGCCAUUGCUCUUUAUUGGAAAAUCCAUUAAUCUGUUUUGGGGAUAUCAAAACGUUAAUAAAUCUACGGUUCCAAUUUAGUUUGUAUUGUCUAAUGUAUUAUUUAGAAUGAAACAGUCAGUAGGUUAGAUGAAAAGUUUAUAUCAAUAAAAACUGUGAGUUUAUUGCACUCAUCCACCAAUACCAAAAGUAGAUUGCAGCUCAUGGAGCAGAAUAUAAUCAACAAUUUCAAGGUUUAUUACAGAAAAGAAAUUUUAGAAGAGAGCAAUGAUGAUGACAUCGUUUCCACAUUCUUCUUUGGACACAGAAGAACUAGAAAAGUAUUGUGAAGAGACUUUGGUGAAAAAUCUAAAACGUGAGGCAAUUGAAGCCUUUAGAAACUUCACAUAAGUAUUUUGAGAUGUCAAAUAACAGGUUUCAGCAAAUAGCAUCAUACAAUAAACACUGAUUGUUCAUUUAUCCACAUUUGAUUCAUAAUACCAAACAUACGCAUUUUUAUUUUCCAUUUCCACUUAUAUAAAUGGAAUAAUGGUAAAUUUCGACCUCUAUAAAUGAGGUCAAAUUGGAUAAAAUUGGAUAAAACCUUUUUAAAAGAUGCAAAAUACUUGAUCCCUUCAGAUCCCACUUGACCAGGUUUUACUCUAUUUGAAAUUUUCUAUGGAAGUGUUCAAAUUUUGAUCACAAAUAUUAAUUUUGAUUUCAUAAAUUUAUAGAAACUUAUUUCAACAGAAUUUUAAAUAAUAUAUUAACGCAUUUCAAUUGGGCAUCAAAUUAUUUGAAGUAACUUGCAUAAAUAUCAGUAAAUUCUUUCCUAUUAAUACCUAGAUCAUUUUUUAUUAACCUACAAUUUAUUAAGAAAUUUCACUUUAAACAAUUUUGAUUGGUUUUCUCUGUUUUUCCGUUUUCUUAAUAAUUCUGAGUUAAUUCUCAUUCAGUAUUCCCUGACUAUAUAUCGGUUAUAAGAAAAAUAUUUUCUUUGUUCUGGAAAUAUAUUAUAAAAAAAAAUUAUAUAUCAUGUACAUCUCUGCAUCGCAAAAUUAAUGCUUAUUUUCAAACUGACACCAGUGGAUUUUUCUAUUUUCUACAAUAUUAACAAAAUCCCUCAGAAAGUCAGUUCACUUUGUACUUUGGUAGAGACAAAUUUUUUAAUUUAUAAUAACCACAAACUGCACUAAGAGUAAAAAUUAUGUGACGCUUCCAGAGCACUUGUGCAGUUAAAGUAACCUUCGACUUGGGGUAACAAUCUACUUAGCCAGAAGAUUAUCACAAUUUUGGCGGACCAGCAAUAACAAAAGAAGACCGGGAUCGCCAUAAAGUGUUAAGUUUAGACAUAAUAAAUUAACUAAGAUACAAAAUGGAGUAGGAAAAAAUCGACCCCCUUUUGAAUUGCAAUUAGUUUUCUUUUAAUUACUGAUGACGGCUAAAAGAUAGUGUAUCAACGUGUAUCACGAAAUUGGUUGUGAUUGUGAAUAGACGUUUUAGAACCACAUUAUGUAGAUCCAUAUGGGAGCAGAAAGAGAGUUGAAAAAAAAUAUUUUUUUUCAAAAAUUAUGAAAUAUACAUACUUUUGGUCCUUUGGCAACAGGUCAUUUUUCAGAUUGAAUUAUGCGUUAGUUUUGCGGGACAGUCUAUUUAAUGAAUUUAUAUAGUAAUCUUUUUAUUUUCAAAAAUUUAGGAAAUUGUAUAGAUAUUAAAAUAAAAAAAAUUAAUGUUGGUGGGAUAAACACAAAGUUUUGUGAUCAAUUAUUUUUACAAUUUUGCAGAAAUCAAUAAUUUAUACAUUUUCUAAGAUGUACUUAUAUAAAAAAUCAAUUUUAUUUGAGGUUAUGUCUUUUUUACUGUCCAAAAAUCAUAGUUAAUCUUUAUUAUAACAAAUAGACAAACCUGUAUAUUUUUUAUGUUCAUUUGUAUGUGUUGUCCAUUAUUUUCAACCUUUGACGCUGUUUGUCAAAACGUGGUGUUAACAAGGUUAAUUUUAUUUUUAUGAUCAAAUAAAAAUUGGUCCAAUUACAAA
Molecule: messenger RNA, 11719 nt
Organism: Diorhabda carinulata
Lineage: Eukaryota; Metazoa; Arthropoda; Insecta; Coleoptera; Chrysomelidae
Gene: east
Exons: 13
Coding region: 639-5900 (1753 amino acids)
Source: RefSeq, a predicted model, not a curated record